CAAUAAAAUCAGCGCUAGAAGCAGCACUUCCUGGACUCUCGUGCAGUCCGGAUUGGGUGGAACAGGAAGCAGUCGCCGGCAGUGCUGACAGUACAGUUUGCUUUGUGAAUACUCUGCUGGAAUAGAUAUACAACAUGCCGGCUUACCAUUCGAGUUUGAUGGAUUCCGACACCAAAAUGGUGGGAAACAUGGCUCUGUUGCCCCUGAGAACGCAAUUCAAAGGCCCUGCCCCAAAAGAGACCAGAGAUACAGACAUCAUCGACGAGGCCAUCUACUACUUCAAAGCCAACGUCUUUUUCAAGAACUACGAAAUCAAGAAUGAAGCGGACCGAACUUUGAUUUAUGUCACUUUGUACAUCUCAGAAUGCCUCAAAAAGCUGCAGAAGUGCAACUCUCGGGGCCAGGGGGAGAAGGAGAUGUACACUCUGGGAAUCACAAACUUCCCCAUCCCAGGAGAGCCCGGAUUCCCCCUCAACGCCAUGUACGUCAAGCCCACCAACAAGCAGGAGGAGGAGAAUAUGAGGAUGUACCUGCAGCAGAUCCGCCAGGAGACUGGGCUCAGACUGUGCGACCGCGUCUUUGAUCCCCAGACAGACAAGCCCAGCAAGUGGUGGGUCUGCUUUGUGAAGAAGCAGUUCAUGAAUAAGAGCCUGUCUGCUCCCGGACAGUAGAGCAGUGGAGGGUUUGCGUGUGCGCUCCAGAUGCGAGGCGUGCGUUCUGCGUCGUCUUCACGCGUGACCUGCGUGCUGAACGCACGAUACACCGCUCACGAUCAGCAGCAGCAGCAGCUCAACCCUACAUCACCGCCUGGGACCAAUGUGUUCUUCCAACGACCAGUUUUUUUAAAUAAAGAUGUACGCUAUAGGACCGGUUCCUCAGCAAUACAACCUUACUAAAUUGUCUGUGCCCGCCACUCAGUACCCCAAUUGUAUUUAAAUGUGUUUAUUACUGGCGAUUGCAAUUUCAUGACUAUUUUUAGUCUUCAGUUAUCAAAAUAAAGAUCAUUUUCUGUAUAAA
Conger conger (European conger) is the source of this 1017-nucleotide messenger RNA. It is a transcript of the gene arpc3, whose product is annotated as actin related protein 2/3 complex, subunit 3. The transcript has 7 exons. The record is from RefSeq and is a predicted model, not a curated record. Lineage: Eukaryota; Metazoa; Chordata; Actinopteri; Anguilliformes; Congridae. Gene Ontology annotation, molecular function: actin filament binding. Gene Ontology annotation, biological process: regulation of actin filament polymerization; Arp2/3 complex-mediated actin nucleation. Gene Ontology annotation, cellular component: cytoskeleton; Arp2/3 protein complex. Bases 135 to 671 code for a protein of 178 amino acids.